Molecule: messenger RNA, 2051 nt
Organism: Seriola dumerili (greater amberjack)
Lineage: Eukaryota; Metazoa; Chordata; Actinopteri; Carangiformes; Carangidae
Gene: slc25a15a
Product: mitochondrial ornithine transporter 1-like
Exons: 14
Coding region: 326-2047 (573 amino acids)
Cellular component (GO): plasma membrane
Source: RefSeq, a predicted model, not a curated record
UGUAACCAACCAGCAUUUCAUAAGACGUUGCUUGGAAAACGGAAGUAGAGUGACGCAUUAAACUCCUGCAACGGAAUUUAAAGCUGAAAUCUGUUCCUGAAAAUCUGAGUUUCAUUCUGCGAAUUAAGAUGCUCACGUGGAAACUUAUUACCUGGAAAGGUGUUGACUAGUUGUCAAGGUCACGGUCAUCUAGUGCCCACGUAGAGCGACGUGCUGUGUUGGAGUAAAUGUUUUCACUGUUGUUGUAUGUGAAGGAAGAAAACAGGUUAAGAUCAGCUGCUGCAGACUGAGGAGCGCACAGGCUGGCAGCAUCUUCUGAAACAUCAUGGCUCCACACCCUGUAAUCCAGGCCAUCAUUGACUUCACAGCGGGAGCAAUAGGCGGUACGGCUUGUGUGCUGAGCGGUCAGCCGUUUGACACCACGAAGGUGAAGAUGCAGACGUUCCCCACCAUGUACCGCGGAUUCAUCCACUGCUUCAUUUCAACCUUCAGACAGAUGGGACUCCGUGGUCUCUACAAAGGCACGACCCCGGCCCUUAUAGCCAACAUCAGUGAGAACGCCGUGCUCUUCUUGAGUUACGGCCUCUGCCAGGACGCAGUCCGCCUCAUGGCCAGGAUGGAUAAAGGGACAGAACUCAGUGACAUACAGAAGGCAUCAGCAGGGUCUUUAGCCUCCAUCUUCUCUGCCAUGGCCUUAUGCCCCACCGAGCUGGUGAAGUGUCGCCUGCAGGCCAUGCACGAAAUGGAAGCAACUGGCAAGAUUGCGAGCGGGCAGAGGAGCUCAGUGUGGACAGUAGUGAAGACGGUCUUGAAGACGAAUGGUCCCCUGGGUUUCUACCAAGGACUGACAUCUACCAUCGUAAGGGAGGUGCCAGGUUACUUCUGCUUCUUUGGGGCCUAUGAACUGUGUCGAUCUACAUUUGCGCAGUACAUGGGCACAGACAAGGAGGGUAUAGGUAUUCUUCCACUCAUGUUCAGCGGAGGAUUUGGGGGAGCUUGUCUUUGGUUGACGGUCUAUCCCAUAGACUGCGUGAAGUCCAGGAUCCAGGUCUACUCCUUAGCUGGGAGGCAAGAGGGCUUCAUGAAAACCGUCACGAGUAUCAUCCGCACUGAAGGGUUCACUGCUCUGUACUCAGGCCUGACUCCUACCAUGAUACGCACCUUCCCUGCCAACGGAGCCCUCUUCCUGGCUUAUGAGUUCAGUCGCAAGUCUAUGAUGGAGACAGAGGAAGCUGGAGUACCCAAAAAGAUCCCAUACAAAAACUCAGGGAGACUGGGAUGUUUCGGUUGGCUGUUGGUCCUCGUAUCCCUCCUCUUUAUAAUAGCAACCUUCCCGCUUGCAAUAUUUAUGUGUGUGAAGAUAGUGAAUGAAUACGAGAGAGCCGUGAUUUUCAGACUCGGCCGGAUCACAGACAGGAAGCCUAAAGGGCCAGGACUUUUCUUUGUUCUGCCCUGCACUGAUAACUUUGUGAAAGUGGAUCUGAGAACUGUGUCCUUUGACAUCCCUCCACAAGAGAUCCUCACCAAAGACUCAGUGACAGUGUCUGUGGAUGGCGUGGUGUACUUUCGCAUACACUGCCCGAUCUCAUCUGUGGCCAAUGUGUCCAGCGCACACUCGUCUACUCGCCUGCUGGCUCAAACCACCCUGAGGAAUGUGCUCGGUACCAAGAACCUUGCAGAGCUGUUGUCUGACAGAGAGGGCAUCUCAGUCAGCAUGCAGGAAGCUCUGGAUGAAGCCACUGAUCCGUGGGGUAUUAAGGUGGAGCGUGUGGAGAUCAAGGAUGUGAAGUUGCCUCAGCAGCUGCAGAGAGCCAUGGCAGCGGAGGCAGAAGCCAGCCGGGAGGCCAGAGCGAAGAUCAUUGCUGCAGAGGGAGAGAUGAAGGCCUCCCGGGCUCUGAAAGAAGCCUCUCUGGUGAUCGCUGAAUCACCCUCUGGCCUCCAGCUGCGAUACCUUCAGACGCUCAACACCAUCGCAGCAGAGAAGAACUCAACCAUCAUCUUCCCUCUGCCCAUAGAUAUGAUGCAGAAUUUCAUGCAGAGGAAGUGAUGAA